Molecule: messenger RNA, 677 nt
Organism: Rhipicephalus microplus (southern cattle tick)
Lineage: Eukaryota; Metazoa; Arthropoda; Arachnida; Ixodida; Ixodidae
Product: nose resistant to fluoxetine protein 6
Molecular function (GO): acyltransferase activity, transferring groups other than amino-acyl groups
Source: RefSeq, a predicted model, not a curated record
AUGAAGAUUGGUUGGUAUCAGCAGCGGAACCCAACUACGGAGUCUGGGAAGCUGUUCGCUGCGUUCUUCGACCGCAUUCUGUGGUCUCUGUGCGUGUCCUGGGUUACAUUUGCCUGCUCGACGGCGAGAGGAGGCUGGCUGGACGCAUUCCUGUCGUGGGACGCAUUCGCACCUCUGAGUCGCCUGUCGUUUGGGGUCUACCUGGUUCACUCGCCAUUUUUUCUUCUCACCUUCCACAUCUCAAGAGAACGCAUCUACUUCUCGCAUUUCUUCAUAGUGACGCUCUUCUUCUCGGCUCUCGUGUGGUGCUUUUCACUCAGCUAUCUGCUGUUCAUCUCAUGCGAGGCUCCCGUUGGACGAAUCGACAAGCUGCUAUUCAGUUCCCGCUCGCGAAAAGCGGAUGUCACUGAUGUUGCGAGCACAAAUUCUUCCAACGGCCCCGAACCUACCUCUGUCAUUCCGCACAAAAGCACCGACAUCGUCUGCAGCGAUUUUGGGCCACCGCAAUGCGUGGCGUCGGAAAAGAACAAGGUUUGCAUCAUAAUCAAUGGUGACACUGUCUGUUACCAUUUGUGAACUGUGGACAAGAAAGUGUGUAGGAGGUCAACGUACUGACGAUCGAGCAUUUGGAAAAGCCAAAGUGUAAUUGAGAAUUAAAGUUGACAGGACAGUUCAGA